Carassius carassius (crucian carp) is the source of this 867-nucleotide messenger RNA. RefSeq names its product hydroxycarboxylic acid receptor 2-like. Bases 1 to 867 code for a protein of 288 amino acids. Gene Ontology annotation, biological process: positive regulation of Rho protein signal transduction; phospholipase C-activating G protein-coupled receptor signaling pathway. The record is from RefSeq and is a predicted model, not a curated record. NCBI's taxonomy places the organism in Eukaryota, Metazoa, Chordata, Actinopteri, Cypriniformes, Cyprinidae. Gene Ontology annotation, cellular component: membrane. Gene Ontology annotation, molecular function: G protein-coupled receptor activity. The transcript has a single exon.
AUGAAUAACUCUACAGUGAACCCCACCAUAGAUGAAACAUCCACCAACCUCACAACAUUUGUAUUUAAUGAAUUUGACAUUGUAGACUUUAAUAUUUUGGGCUUCGGUUUCUUGUUUGGUCUUCUUACAAACACCUAUGUGAUCUGGCUCAUCCUCACAGGAGCAGGAAGUGGACUUGCAUCAGAGUUCUUUAUCCUCAAUCUCUCUGUUUGUGGGAUCUUUUUCUCUUUGUUCUCUUUGCUAAGGUUUUUUACAAAAUUGUUUUUCAAGUUUCCAAGUCUACGAUUAUCAGCCAGCUUUUUUUUAGGAGUGGCCAUCACCGGUCAUCCUCUGUUUCAGUGUCUGAUCUGUGUUGAGCGUUACCUGGCAGUGGUUCAUCCUGUAACCUUUCUGAAGUACAAACCUCUCAGAUACAGAGUCAUCUGCUGCACUGUGGCCUGGAUAAUCACUCUUGGUUCUUGUUUAAUCUGCAUGUACACUUUGCUUAUAUUUACCCAAUAUAUGUAUAUGUGGUUCCUCUCAGUGCAAUUUCUGCUCUUCCUCUCCAUUCAGUUGUUCUGUUGUGUGGCUGUUCUCAUAGCUCUGAAACAGUCAGGACCAGGAGAGAGAGGGAGAGAGAAAGUAGAAGAAAACCACAUGAAGAGAAGAGCGUUUUAUCUCAUUUUAAUGACUACUGUAAACACAGUUAUCACAUAUGCUCCAUUAACUGUAGCUACAUUGAUAUUUAUUGUGACACAGCACUUACCUCUGAUUCUCUGGUCAGUUGGUAGUAUUUGUUUUAUGCUGGCUGGAUUUUUACCACCGGUUCUUUAUCUGCAUCGAUUGGGAAAAGUCUCCUGCAUCAGCAUCUGUAACAUUUUGACUUAA